This is a messenger RNA of Pteronotus mesoamericanus, 2048 nucleotides long. It is a transcript of the gene CRTAC1, whose product is annotated as cartilage acidic protein 1. Gene Ontology annotation, biological process: axonal fasciculation. Bases 135 to 2048 code for a protein of 637 amino acids. The transcript has 15 exons. NCBI's taxonomy places the organism in Eukaryota, Metazoa, Chordata, Mammalia, Chiroptera, Mormoopidae. Gene Ontology annotation, molecular function: calcium ion binding. The record is from RefSeq and is a predicted model, not a curated record.
CGAGGCCAGCCCGGGACCGGGGCUGGGCGCUGGAAGGCGGCGGCAGCAGAGGCAUCCGCGAACGCCCGCACUCCGACGCCCCGGGGAGGUGGGGCUGAGAGAGCCGGAGGAGGGCUCCCAGUGCUGACCUCGGCAUGUUCAGGAUGUUUCUGUUCCUGUUGCUGCUGUGGUUUCUGCCCCCCACUGAGGGGUCCCAGCGGGCUGAACCCAUGUUCACAGCAGUCACCAACUCAGUUCUGCCCCCUGACUAUGACAGCAACCCCACCCAGCUCAACUAUGGUGUGGCAGUUACUGAUGUGGACCAUGAUGGGGACUUUGAGAUCGUUGUGGCGGGGUACAAUGGCCCCAACCUGGUUCUGAAGUACGACCGGGCCCAGAAACGACUGGUGAACAUCGCCGUGGACAAGCGCAGUUCCCCCUACUAUGCACUGCGGGACAGGCAGGGCAAUGCCAUUGGGGUCACAGCCUGUGACAUCGACGGGGAUGGCCGUGAGGAGAUCUACUUCCUCAACACCAAUAAUGCCUUCUCAGGGGUGGCCACAUACACAGACAAGUUGUUCAAGUUCCGCAAUAGCAGGUGGGAAGACAUCCUGAGCGACGAGGUCAACGUGGCCCGGGGAGUAGCCAGCCUCUUUGCCGGGCGCUCUGUGGCCUGUGUGGACAGGACGGGCUCCGGACGCUACUCUAUCUACAUCGCCAAUUAUGCCUAUGGUAACGUGGGCCCCGAUGCCCUCAUUGAAAUGGACCCUGAGGCCAGUGACCUCUCCCGGGGCAUCCUGGCGCUCAGAGAUGUGGCUGCUGAGGCUGGGGUCAGCAAGUAUACAGGGGGCCGGGGUGUCAGCGUGGGCCCCAUCCUCAGCAGCAGCGCCUCCGAUAUCUUCUGUGACAACGAGAAUGGGCCCAACUUCCUCUUCCAUAACCGGGGUGAUGGCACCUUCGUGGACGCUGCAGCCAGCGCUGGUGUGGACGACCCCCACCAGCAUGGGCGAGGUGUGGCCCUGGCCGACUUCAACCGGGACGGCAAAGUGGACAUCGUCUAUGGCAACUGGAACGGCCCCCACCGCCUCUAUCUGCAGAUGAGCGCCCACGGGAAGGUCCGCUUUCGGGACAUUGCCUCACCCAAGUUCUCCAUGCCCUCCCCUGUCCGCACAGUCAUCGCCGCUGACUUUGACAAUGACCAGGAGCUAGAGAUCUUCUUCAACAACUUCGCCCACCGAAGCUCCUCAGCCAACCGCCUCUUCCGCGUCAUUCGCAGGGAACACGGCGACCCCCUCAUUGAGGAGCUCAAUCCUGGAGAUGCCUUGGAGCCUGAGGGCCGGGGCACAGGGGGUGUGGUGACAGACUUCGAUGGAGAUGGGAUGCUGGACCUCAUCUUGUCCCACGGAGAAUCCAUGGCUCAGCCGCUGUCCGUCUUCCGGGGAAAUCAGGGCUUCAGCAACAACUGGCUCCGAGUGGUGCCACGGACCCAGUUUGGGGCCUUCGCCAGGGGGGCUAAGGUUGUGCUCUACACCAAGAAGAGCGGGGCCCACCUGAGGAUCAUCGACGGAGGCUCAGGCUACCUGUGCGAGAUGGAACCCGUGGCACACUUUGGCCUGGGGAAGGAUGAAGCCAGCAGCGUGGAGGUGACAUGGCCAGAUGGCAAGAUGGCAAGCCGGAACGUGGCCAGCGGGGAGAUGAACUCGGUGCUAGAGAUCCCCUACCCCCGGGAUGAGGACAGACUUCAGGACCAAGCCCCACUGGAGUGUGGCCAAGGAUUCUCCCAGCACGAAAACGGUCAUUGCAUGGACACCAACGAAUGCAUCCAGUUCCCAUUUGUGUGCCCCCGAGACAAGCCCGUGUGUGUGAACACAUAUGGAAGCUACAGGUGUCGGACCAACAAGAGGUGCAGUAGGGGUUACGAGCCCAAUGAAGAUGGCACAGCCUGUGUGGCUCAAGUGGCCUUUUUAGGUGGGUAUCCUUCUGCAGCCUUUAGAAUCUCUGAGCCUCUCUCUUGGGCCUCAUAUCUUUCUCUAGGCCUCGGACUUUGCCUUCAGUUAUAUGCAUUAUAA